AGUGCCAUCGAUAGUUUGCCACCCCUAGUUUGUGGUUUUGAAUGCUGAUGUAAAGAGAAAGAAAAUACUUUCGGUCGAAGCGAAAUCGAUUAGUUUGUGUUAAACAUAUCUAUUGCCAAUAAAGAGGCCUCUUAAAUUGUUAAUGAAUAAUUUUUGGGAUGAGUGUAGAGUUGUCUUCCCCCGAGAUGAUGGUGUGCCAAACACUGCGCGCUGCCACGGAUCCAAAUCAUGAAGUUGUUUUGAAAGCCGAGGCGCAGUUAGCAGAAUGGGAACUACAGCCUGGAUUCUUCCCUACUCUAGCCCGCUUUUCUACGUUGCAUGCCGGAAACGAAGCCGGACAGCAGCAUUUACAGAUAGAUCUGAAUGUACGCUGGAUGGCGGCUGUAUACUUAAAGAAUGGUAUCAAUAAGUAUUGGAGGCGGAAUGUGCGGCAUGAGCUACCUAGUGAAGAGAAACAACAAAUUCGAGAGAUUCUUUUGAAAAAAUUUAGUACGGAACCAGUACCACAAGUAAUGUUGCAGAUAGCUGUGCUUAUAGCACGUAUAGCUCGUAUUGAUUGUCCUCGCGACUGGCCAGAGUUAAUACCUCAACUGAUGAAACAGCUACAGAUAUGUGCACAAACGGAAGGUGAUGCAGGUGAACAACAUCGAGUAUUGCUUGUUCUACAUCAUGUGGUAAAAGCGCUGGCGUCUCGUCGCAUGAUGGCGGAAAAGCGAGUUUUUGAAGAGCUAACAGGAAAUUUGUUCGUAUAUAUGAAAGAUAUAUGGGAUGCUUUCACAACUCUAUUUUUUCACCAACUUAAGACGGCUUCUGUGAACGCGAUAUCAACUUUGGAACGUGCUCUAUUGACUACGCGCAUUUUAAGAAAACUAACGGUGUAUGGAUUUUCAAAGCCUUUUAAAAUUGAGUGUUGCAUGAGCUUCCUUGAACUGUUAUUCGCUCGUCUUAAACAGUGCUUGGAAUGUCGGUAUGAACUGCAACAUCUUGGAGCUGAAGACCAACUGGUAGCUUUAAUGGAAAAGUUCAUACUGAAACAAAUAAAGACGCUAACGGAGUUUCAAGAUAUGCACUCUAGCUCGUUUGCUCGAUUUGUUCCUGAAGCACUAGAAUUUAGUUUUGAGCAUGUAUUCUAUGAACGUGCGCGUCUUAUAUUUUCUGAGAAUGUCAUAAAUUUCAGCAAUUUUGCCAUACAUUGUAUCAAUCUUAUGAAAGGUAUAAUGAUGUGUAGCGCUUAUGCUAAUUCGGCAACAACUGGCGAACACGUUUUAACAGAGCCUAAUCCAGCUCCACAUAUAGCUCUAUCAGACUUUUUCACUGACGAUCGACUCUCUUAUAUUUGCGAAAAAAUUAUCACUCAUUAUUUCUUGUUGACGCAAAUCGAGCUUGAUCAGUGGAUGGAGGAUGCCGAGAGUUUCGCACAAGAUGAUGGCGGUGAAAGCUGGAAGUAUGCACUUCGACCUUGUAUUGAAUCGUUCUUCCUUACAUGUUUCAGUCAAUAUCAGACAAAAAUGACUGCUGAAGUAGUGAAGUACAUUCGAAAAGCUCAGCAAAUCGAACUGUCACCAUCAUCUGAUCUCAAGGACAUACUUAUAAAAGACGCCAUAUAUAACGCCGCAGGACUAGCUUCUUUUCAUUUUUUUAAUGAUAUCGAUUUUGAUGUUUGGUUUGGUAAUCAACUUUUGUCAGAACUCCGAAUCGAAAGUGAUAAUUUUCGUAUACUCCGUCGGCGAAUUAUUUGGUUAGUAGCCGAAUGGGCGGCAGUUAAAUUUUCUAGAAAUUUACGACCUCUAGCUUAUGAAGCUUGUUUACAUUUACUUCGGUCUACUGAGGAUAUGUCCAUACGCCUGGCAGCUUCUCGCACACUAUCUACAUUAAUUGGGGACUUCGAGUUUGCACCUGAGCCUUUCUUACCUUAUUUGGAACCGUCAUUUAAUGCGUUAUUUGUGCUCUUGGGAGAGGCUAGAGAAUGUGACACCAAAAUGAAUGUUUUGACAAUAAUGUCGUGUCUUGUGGAAAAGAUGAGCGAUAACAUAGAACCACAAGCAGACAAUCUGAUAUCGUAUUUGCCCCUACUGUGGAAAGAAAGUGAGGACUACAACAUGUUGCGAUGUGCUAUCAUUUGUACGUUGCAGCAAUUAGCAAAAGCGUUACGUGACAUCCCAGAAUCCAUGAAACCAUUCCUGUACAACGUAAUUCAACUCAGUACGGAUCUCCAGGAACCUUCGCAUAUUUAUCUUAUUGAAGAAGGACUAGCGCUCUGGGUUGCCGUUGUGGAAAAUUCAACUGUUAUGUCACCGCAGCUCCUGGCGUUAUGCAAAAAUCUCUUGCCAAUUAUUGAAAUGUCAUCAGAAAAUUUACGAAUAGUAUUGAUUCUUAUACAAGCAUAUAUUCUUUUGGACUCACACACAUUUCUUGAACGCUAUGGCAUGGAGUUUGUUCAAUUUUGUACACGCAUGUUUGACGAUUUACGACCGGAAGGUAUAGCUUUGAUGCUGAAGGUGUUUGAAACAUGUCUGAAAUCAGAUGCGAACUACGGAUUGGAAUUAGUGCGGCCUGCCUUGCCUUAUAUUUUCAAGCAGGUUUACCUGGACAAAGAGUUUCCUAUGCUUAUGUCAAUGUAUUUAAUGAUGGUUGCAAGGGUACUACUUAUCAGCCAAUCUGUAUUUACCGCAGUGUUGCAGGAACUACAACUGCCGAAUGCAUUAGAAACUAUACUUGACGUGUGGAUACGCAAGAUGCCACUAGUGACAGAAGUCGAAAAGCGAAAGCUCUUUGCACUUGCGUUUGCAUCGAUAUUCACCAAUGACCAAAUUUUACUAGAACGUUUUCCAGGAAUUAUGCAAAAUAUUGGUGAUACUCUUAUGGAUGUAAUGCGGGAGGAAGACGACGAAUUAGAUACCAUAGAUAGUAUCGAUACGGUGAAUAUUCCACCCCGUCCAGCUGGUGAGAAGCCAAUGAAGUUCUGCGACUCUUUGGUUUUCCUCGAUGAACAUGAUUUGGAUACAAGCAGUUAUUGUAUAAUGGACGAUUUUGACUACAAGACUUACCACUACGAUCGCUGCAGACAAUUGUCCCUUAAAGAUCCAGUGCAUAAGAUUGUGCUUACCGAAUACUUGGAAUGGCAACUGAAUACGUUGCGGACGCAAAUGGGGGAGGACGCGUAUCAACAGUUGAUGCAGUGCGUUGAUCCGGGAGUAUUGGAGAAGGUUGGGAAGUUUGUUAAACUGAAUUUAAAUUUUCAGCCUAACUGAAACAGAUUAUUAAAUAACUAUGAACCUCUUGCAAUAUUACCUACACGAAUAGCCUUUAACCCAAAGCAUAACGAAGCGAGUCACUAAUUUUCUACUUCAAUUAUAAAACUGGGAAACAGAAAUAAUUUCUGUAUCUAUUACCCGAUAUAAAAUUAAAUUACUGGAAAUAUUUUUUGUUUGUUUUUACAAUAAAAUUUCCUUUAAGUAUUCAAAAAAAAACGUACCCCCCUAUUAUGGAUUCGUACGAUUCACGAUAAACGCUUGCAUUCUGUUAUUCUCUAUUACGCAAUGAGGUUGUCGUAUGAAAUCCGAUUGUAAGCGUAGCUGAUUUGUGCUGGUUCACAAUAAAAAGUGAUCAAAACCCACAGCCAGUCACAAUACAUCUGUCGGGCAUAUGAACACGAUUAUACGAGAACUGUUUCCAUACGAUACGCUUGCAAGCGUUUAUCGUCUAUCAUAUGAAAAUUCAUAAUAGGGGGGAAAUUAAACAGAAAAAAGAAUGCGAAGCAAUUUGCAACUGAUUGUUUUGCUUAAUGAAGCAAGAAACUAAAUAAAAUUAAAAAAUUAAACACAGAACUCUUU
This is a messenger RNA of Rhagoletis zephyria (snowberry fruit fly), 3833 nucleotides long. It is a transcript of the gene Impbeta11, whose product is annotated as importin beta11. Gene Ontology annotation, molecular function: small GTPase binding. Lineage: Eukaryota; Metazoa; Arthropoda; Insecta; Diptera; Tephritidae. Gene Ontology annotation, cellular component: cytosol; nuclear envelope. The record is from RefSeq and is a predicted model, not a curated record. Gene Ontology annotation, biological process: protein import into nucleus.